Molecule: messenger RNA, 6253 nt
Organism: Pleuronectes platessa (European plaice)
Lineage: Eukaryota; Metazoa; Chordata; Actinopteri; Pleuronectiformes; Pleuronectidae
Gene: faxcb
Product: failed axon connections homolog, metaxin like GST domain containing b
Exons: 6
Coding region: 1-1257 (418 amino acids)
Cellular component (GO): cytoplasm
Source: RefSeq, a predicted model, not a curated record
AUGUACUGGGCUGCUGGCUUCGCCUCCUCCCGGCCGUGUGUGGUCGAACUCGGCCGGAACCACAGUCUGCCCCUCGGGCUGUGCGCCUCCGAGCAGCAGAACUCUUUGUAUGGCUAUAUCAUUGCCUUCCCUCUGCAGGACUACGGAGGCAUCAUGUCGGUGCUGGGCUCGGACUCCUGGUGGAAGAAGACCCUGUACAUCACCGGGGGGGCCCUGUUGGCCGCGGCUGCCUACCUACUGCACGAGCUGCUCACCAUCAGGAAGGAGCAGGAGCUGGACUCUAAAGACGCCCUCAUCCUUCACCAGUUCUCCAGGCCAAAGAAUGGCGUGCCCAGCCUCUCACCCUUCUGCCUCAAAAUAGAGACGUACCUGCGCAUGGUGGAUCUGCCCUACCAGAACUACUUUGAUGGGAGGCUGUCGCCGCAGGGUAAGAUGCCCUGGAUCGAGUACAACCACGAGCAGGCGUCAGGGUCAGAGUUCAUCGUGGACUUCCUGGAGGAGAAGCUGGGCGUCAACCUCAACAGUAACCUCACCCCGCAGGAGAGAGCUGUGUCACGAGCCAUCACCAAAAUGGUUGAGGAGCACCUCUACUGGACGAUAGCUUACUGUCAGUGGGUGGACAACUUGGACGAAACCCAGAAGCUUCUGUCCAUGAGCGGCCCACUGAGCGACACACUAAAGUGGCUGCUGAGCCACCUGAAUGGCAGCAUGGUGCGCAGAGAGAUGUACGGCCAUGGCAUCGGACGCUUCUCCAAGGAGGAGGUCUACACCCUGAUGGAGAAGGACUUGAGGACGCUGGCUACACUGCUGGGUGAUAAGAAAUACUUUAUGGGCUCUAAGAUGUCAACACUAGAUGCCACAGUGUUUGGACAUCUAGCGCAGGCUAUGUGGACUCUACCUGGGACACGACCCGAACAACUCAUUAAAGGGGAGCUGAUCAACCUGGGUAUGUUCUGCGAGCGAAUGCGGAGGAGGUUCUGGCCCGAGUGGUUUGUGGAGGUGGAGGAUCUUUAUUACGAUGGAGACAGUGAGAGCAGCAGUGGCGGCGGUGGCGGUUCCCCUACAGGCCUGCUGGACUUUGGCCUCUUCUCUAGGACUGACACUCUGGAAGACAGCGAGGCCAGCACCCACUCAGCCAGGCCCAUUCACUCCCACUCCCCCGACUCUAACCAUUCGCUGUUUGACUCGGAUGUGGGAACGGGGUCUGACAAUGACAUUCAGCUUAAGGAGGAACUAAUGCCGGACCUGGAGGUUUGACCUGAGAAUGGCUGUAGUAGGCUGAGGGAAUGACACUGACAGAAGGCUGGAGCAAUCUGUUUUUGCUUUAUAAACCUGGUUGAAAGAGUCCGUCCAGAGUGAGCUCUCACAGCUGAAGAAACUCUUCCAGCUCCUCCACCUCCAAUACCCAACAUGUUACAACUCCCUGAUGGACAAACUGGGUAUUUAUAUGCAGAGCGUAAGAACUGGACAUCAUUAUGCACAUGCUACUCUACUGUUUGUCCCCUCUCGUGACGUCCGAACUGUCCCCUUGGCAGUCUUCUCUUUGCCUUACUUGUCUCGUCCUAAGAUGCAGGAGCUGGUGUGAAAGGUUAACACAACAGGAAAACGUCUCAUGAAACGUGCGGCAACGCAGAGACAAGAGAGCGUUGUACACAGGACAGGUGGCACAUCACUUGCUAUAAAAUGAUGCAACUAAUCACCACUCUGCCAUGUGUCAUUACGCACAGACCCAUACAGACAGGUGGAGAUUGAUCACGUGGCUAAAAGGAACAGCUGCUGCAUCUCCACUACGAACCAUCCAUGUGCUGAAGAGGAAACACAGGUGACACAGAGCGCCAGUCCGUGCCCCAGAUUCAUUCUUAUGUCAUCUCCUCGAUGCUUCAAGAAUCUGUAUCAACACAAUGAUGCGUCUCCAUCAGACCAUGAGAUCCACUUGCAGUUCUACUGAAUAGGAGUCAGGAGAAGAGAUGAGCAGAAUCCUGCCUGUUGAAUUUAGUUGUUAUCAUCCUUAUGUCUCUGAUUUAUAAAGAAUGUGUUUGCACGCAGGGAUCGGGUGAGCCUGGAGGUUUUAGUUGUAAGUUUCACCAUCCUUUAGGUUCACAUUGAAGAGCUGUCACUUUUCUAUUUGACCACUAGAGGGUGUCAGUGCUCUGUCUGGUAUCCCCUACAUUUUGUAAUAUCAAGGUCAUUCCACUCUGAGGACGUGCAGUGGAUUCAACUCAGCAAAUUAUUUCUCCUUCAGGCCUAAACUUGAAUAUUGUGGUUCCCAUUAUGUGUGUGUGUUGCUGUGUGUUUGUGUGUGUCUGUGUGUGUGUGACUGAGCACAGCAACAAAUCAGCCUUAGUGUUCAGACUCAUGGGUGAAAAUACUCUUUGUUGCAAUAUAAUUUCAUUAUCAGUGCCACUUGAUUAUUAUCAUUAUUAUAAUUUUCUUUCUAUAAGAAUAUAUUUGUCAAAAUCUCUAUUUUUUGGUUGAUAUUUAUUUUCUUAUUUCUCUCAAAGAGAAUGUUAUUUUGCACUAGUGGAAAUUUAUUUUCACCUUAUUUCAGGGGGAACAGUCGGCUGGGGAGGGAGAGAAGAGAACUCAAAUGAAUGGGAAACAUAAAUAUGUGUAUCAGAUGAGCAGGAGGCUGAGUGCGCUGAUAACAAUUGUGCUGUGGGUGGGUCGCACUGCUUGUGUCGGCCGUGUGUGUGUGAAUGUUACUCAUUGUGAAUGUUAGAAGAGACGGUCAUAAUACCAAAUCAAACAGAAAUGAGCAUCGCUGAAUGAAAAAGCAAAAAAAUGGACCAAAAUGUGUCGGGAAGUGUUCUGUCUGUCGUACUGAGCUGGAAGUGCUCAUGAACACAAUACAGUGUAAUGACUGUAUAAGAUUGUGCGGCUGAUAAGGAAGAUGUCACUUAAAUUAAAGGAUCAGUUCAUCCAAAUUACAAAAAAAAUGUAUAUUCUCACGUGAAUAUAUUGAGCCAUGCAGACAGCUUUCGUUGGAUUUCCUCCUUGUUGUGCUUCCAUCCCAAUGCAAUAAAGGUGAAUGGACUUUCAUAUGUGCUGCUUACAACAUUGACUAUGAUUGAUAGUGUUGUAUGCGAUAAUAUAGAACACGCUGUCUUCAGUAGAAAUAGUUCCAAUGCAAAUGGCUUAUAGAGAAAUGUAGCCUCGUCUUAACCUGUCGGGGAGAGCUGAAGCUGUUUCUGUUCCAGAGAGUGUCAAGCAAACGACUUUGGUAGAGGAACAUGAACGUAAGCAAACAGCUUUACCUUCAUCCAUGAUCUUUUCCAUUCGUGCUAUCAAACCCCAAAUGCUUGCACACAUGACGUCCCAUGUGGUUUGGUUUUAUCGUCAGUUGGCUCAGCUCUGUUGUGUGUAGCUGUACAACAGGACAAACUAAGUAAGAGUGAAACACCCAAUACGGCUUUUGGAUUCAUUAUACACUGUUAUCUUUUGAGAGUUUCUUUUCUGACAUUUUGAGGUAAUGGGUCAAUUCAUUGGUACGUUUUUGUUUCCUCAUUUUAAGGGUAGAAUUUCUAAGAUAAAGUGACAGCCUUAGUUCCAGUGAUGUCAGUAGAUUAGUUUGAUCAGCAAGAACAUUGUUUCCAUAUAGAUUGUUUCUGUUCUAUUAUUUACAGCUGCUAUUAGAGAUGUGGUGAAAUUAUAGAUGGUUUGUUGUACCAUUUUAGUGGUAACUUCAAUGGCAAUUUAGUGUAUAAGGUAGCAAGUCUAACACGCAGGCGCAGACACCAAGGUGCUUUUGUUGAGUGUUGGAAAAAUGUGGCAUAAGCAGGAAUAGGCAGGUGCUAAUAGCUUGCAAAUGUUAGCAUCCACAGUUCCCAAAUUAUGUGGCUGAUAUUUUGUCCUGACUGUUAUUUGGGGUUGACGUCUGCACUUAAUUUUGCUCACUAUAAUUGUUAUACAAAAUGUUCAUUCCACAAACAUCUAUAUCAUGAACCUUUCAUCUUAUCAGCUUCACUCUUAGCAUGUGUAUUGUAAAUGGCCAGAGAAAGUGCAGUGCCGAGUUUGGUGUGAUUUGGACGUGCAAUAUGUUUAAUAUGAAUUAAAAAUAGUCCGUGAGGGUGGAGGCAAUACAAUCUCAAUUGCUGAUAAAUCAGGAAGGAUGAAAGCAAUGUUUUCUAGCUUCACUCUGAACCAUAGACUGUUUAUACGAAGCUCUGCACACUACGUCCAGCACACAAACAAUACAAAGUGACAUCAUAUUGUUUGAGGGGGACUCACUAAUGUCAGGGAAUAAUUCUUAAGUUAAAUCUAGAGCAGGGGUUUUCCACUGGUUUCGUCCCAGGGACCACCAUUCUGACUAGAAAGUAAUCCGUGGCCCACUGAUGUGCCUACGCGUGCGCGUGUCUACGUGUGUGUGUGUGUUUAUGUGGAUAGAAGGAAGUUUUAACAUUUGGUUUUCCAUGUCGGUAUUAUUUAAACACCUAAAACAAAUCUAGAUAUAUCUACUUAAAAACCUUAAACAAAUCUAUAAAAAUCUGUGUAAAAAUUUUCAUUAUUAAUUCUGCCCUUUUGGGCCUUCUUUUUGGGAAAAUAAAAAUUCCCAUCAUACAAACUACAUCUCCGCUCAACCGCUCUUCUACAUCCACCUUUAACACGCAUGCACAGGGGAAAACUACUGGCAGUUUCUAGCCUCAAGCCGGUUUCAAGGUUCCCCUCAUCACCUUUAUAUUAUUUUAGACAUAUUUUUCUUAUUUUAGAUAUUACUCACGAUAUUCAAGAGUAAUCUGGAAAUUUGUUGAAAUAUCAAAGCAAAUUUCGCGGACCCCCUGCAAUGCCCUCGCGGACCACCAGGGGGCCGCGGACCCCUGGUUGAAAACCCCUGAUCUAGCGCAUUACCACAAGACAAACAAACGACCCAUUCCAAAUAGGAAUAUUAACUAUUGACCAAUAACUAUGUGUGAUGUGUAAUUGUUCCAUUAUAGCGGAAAUUCACAGAGGGUUAUCACGAUAUCCGCUCUUUGAGGCGUUUGUUAUGGCGUGCUGUUUCGGUUGGUUCUCAUGAGCAUAGUUAACAGACAAGGCAGGCAGCUGAAAAAGCCAUGAUCAACCUGCUGUACAAACGCUACGUGCUCAGCGCCAAACAACAGACGGACAAACCUGGCAUCACGCAUGUGAACAUAGUGGAGCGUUAAACAGCUAAAGAGAUAUUUCCCUCAGGUUUUGCUAGAGAGAACAGUGAUGUAAAAGAGAGUCAACAUUGGUUGGUGGACACAUCUUCAAACUUCUAAUUUUGCCCUGCGUUUGACAACAAAUUCAACAUAUCAACUGACGAUACGUCUGUGGUGUAUUAACAAAAAGGUAGUCAAUGCAUCAAUGCUUUUUGUGUGAUCGCACACAAUCUUUCGAAAAUAGGACAGGAUGGUGAAUAUCCCCUGUAUGUUUAAAGGUCUUCAGCACAAGUUUGAUGAUAGGUUGCCAACCACUAGUAGAUGGCAGGGAUCAAGAGCAAAUGUUAGCGACCACCAGCGGACGCUCAGGAUGUAUCAUUAGUUGUGUAGCUUAGCAUCAUCUGGUAUUUUUGCCUAGACACCUUCCUCUAAGGCAGCGCCACCACAGGCUGGUCAGACCUGGGUGUGUGUCGCUAACACCUUGGGGCCCAGUUGGGAUCUCUCCUCCUGAUCAAGAGCCAUUGGCUGCAGGGCUUGUCCAUGGAUUCCAGAACUUGAGCAGCUUGAUGGUGGAUGUGGCAAUAAAACCUCUACAGCCAACCCUGCAGGGUGUUGCACCAGUACCAGGUCCUUUAAUCUUUAAAUCUCAUCUCUAACAUCUCCAAAUCUGGACACAUUAAACCAAAACUGUUUGCAUGGCUACGCACACAACAAAGUGUGACUUAGAUCAUUUUUCUGUUUCAGGUGAACAGACCCUUUACAAUAAUAAUGUUUAAGGAGGCGAGUUUGUAACGGUGAGGACGUUGUUUGAGACUCCAGAGAGAACCUCCUUCCUUCAUGUCGUCCUGUGGUCUGAUUCCCGACCUGCCAGGACCUGGGUCGUGUUUGUCAGUUGCCUCACCCAGUCUGGGCGUCAUAUACAGUUGGACUGCUUUAAUCAAGCCAUAUUCAAAACUAGAAGUGUUGUUAUUGAAAACAUUACAUAGCACUUCUGGUGGGGUUAUAUAAAUGUUGUAUGUUUGACAAAGUGUACCAUACUGUAUGUAGAGCUGACUGAUUCAACAACCUCUGGGUGUGCAGUCAUAGAAGCUGGAGCGGCUGGAUGAUUUCAAUAAAAGCUAGCUGUGACAAUUUUA